AUGGAUGUGGAACUUCCAGCAUCAUCUGACAAUGAAUCACAACAACAAAAGUUCACUCUUCCUGUGGAUUCUGAACACAAGGCCACUGAAUUCAGAUUAUUUUCCUUAGCUAAACCCCACAUGCGUGCUUUCCAUCUAUCAUGGGUCUCUUUCUUUUCAUGCUUUGUAUCUAGUUUUGCAGCACCACCCCUCAUUCCAAUAAUUCGUGACAACCUCAAUCUCACAGCUACUGACAUAGGAAAUGCUGGGGUUGCAUCAGUUUCAGGUGCUGUUUUUGCAAGAAUUGCUAUGGGAACUGCUUGUGACUUGGUUGGACCAAGACUUGCCUCUGCAUCUCUCAUAUUACUCACAGCACCAGCAGUGUACUUCACUUCCAUUAUCUCUUCAGCUACCUCCUACCUCCUUGUUCGUUUCUUCACUGGCUUUUCCUUAGCCACCUUUGUCUCCACACAGUUUUGGAUGAGUUCUAUGUUUUCUGCUCCGGUGGUUGGUUCAGCCAAUGGAUUUUCAGGUGGAUGGGGAAACCUUGGAGGAGGGGCCACACAACUCAUCAUGCCCCUUGUGUUUUCCCUCAUCCGUGACAUUGGUGCAGCACAAUUCACAGCAUGGAGAAUAGCAUUCUUUGUUCCUGCUUUGUUCCAAAUGCUCACAGCUUUUUCCAUAUUGAUGUUUGGUCAAGAUAUGCCAGAUGGGAAUUUCCAUCGCCUGAAGAAGUCAGGGGAAAAACCAAAAGAUGAAUUUUCAAGAGUUUUGUAUCAUGGGAUUACAAAUUAUAGAGGGUGGAUUUUAGCAUUAACUUAUGGUUAUUGCUUUGGGGUAGAGCUUACCAUAGACAACAUCAUAGCUGAAUAUUUCUAUGAUAGAUUUAAUCUGAAACUUCACACAGCUGGAAUCAUUGCUGCAUGCUUUGGUUUAGCUAAUGUGUUUUCUAGACCUGGAGGGGGUUAUAUAUCUGAUGCAAUGGCUAAGAGGUUUGGAAUGAAAGGUAGGUUAUGGGCCUUAUGGGUGUGUCAAACCUUGGCUGGUGUGUUCUGCAUAAUCCUUGGCAUGGUUGGAUCUUUAAGUGUAUCCAUUGUUGUUAUGAUCAUAUUCUCUGUGUUUGUCCAAGCUGCAUGUGGGAUGACCUUUGGAAUUGUUCCUUUUGUCUCAAGAAGGUCAUUAGGGGUCAUAUCUGGAAUGACAGGUGGAGGAGGCAAUGUGGGUGCAGUGGUGACACAACUAAUUUUCUUCAAAGGAUCCAAGUUUUCAAAAGAAAGGGGAAUAACUCUAAUGGGUGUGAUGAUCAUAAUAUGCACCCUGCCAAUGUGCUUAAUAUACUUUCCACAAUGGGGUGGGAUGUUUUUUGGUCCAUCAUCUGAAAGGGUCACAGAAGAAGACUACUACUUGGCUGAGUGGAACUCAAAGGAGCAGGAGAAAGGUUCCCAUCAUGCAAGCUUGAAAUUUGCUGAUAACAGCAGAAGUGAAAGAGGCCAAAAACUCAAUACUUCAACCAGGCCCUCUGAGGAAAUCACACCACCACAUGUUUGAGGAAAUCCACUCCUCUUGAACGCAUUA
This is a messenger RNA of Gastrolobium bilobum, 1554 nucleotides long. RefSeq names its product high affinity nitrate transporter 2.5. Bases 1 to 1527 code for a protein of 508 amino acids. Gene Ontology annotation, biological process: transmembrane transport. The record is from RefSeq and is a predicted model, not a curated record. The transcript is spliced from 2 exons. Lineage: Eukaryota; Viridiplantae; Streptophyta; Magnoliopsida; Fabales; Fabaceae. Gene Ontology annotation, molecular function: nitrate transmembrane transporter activity.